GCGGGCGCGGGCGGCCGAGCGGGGCCGAGCGGGGCCGAGCGGAGCCGAGCCGGGCCGAGCCGGGCCGAGCCGGGCCGGGCCGGGCCCAGGAGCGCGCGGGCGAUGCGGGCGGCCAGGCCGGGGUCCGCGGGCCCCUGAUCCCCGCGCGCCCCGGGCCCAGCCGAGGCAGCCCCGCCGCGCCGCGCACCGCCCGGGCGCCGGGCCCGCCAUGGCCGGGGUGAGCUACGCGGCGCCCUGGUGGGUGAGCCUCCUGCACCGGCUGCCCCACCUGGACCUGCACUGGGAGCCCACCAGCAGCCGGUUCCGGCCCCAGGACCGCGACUACCAGCAGGCACUGCUCCUGCUGGGCGCCGCCGCGCUGGCCUGCCUGGCGCUGGACCUCCUCGUGCUGCUCGUCUACUCCUUCUGGCUGUGCUGCCGCCGCCCGGCCCGCGAGCCCCCUGACUCCGACUGCUGCGGCACGGCCUGGUGCGUCGUCGUCGCCACGCUCGUCUGCAGCGCCGGCAUCGCCGUGGGUUUCUACGGCAACGGGGAGACCAGCGACGGCAUCCACCGGGCCACCUACUCGCUGCGCCACGCCAACCGCACGGUGGCCGGCGCCCAGGACCGUGUGUGGGACACGGCGGUGGCCCUGAACCGCACGGCGGAGCCGAGCCUGCAGAGCCUGGAGCGGCAGUGGGCCGGGCGGCCAGAGCCCCUGCGGGCCGUGCAGCGGCUCCGGGGCCUGCUGGGGACGCUGCUGAGCUGCACGGCCACCAUCCCCUUCUGGAGGAACCCGGCCGUGUCGCUGGACGGGCUGGCCGAGCACGUGGAUCUCUACGACUGGUACAGGUGGCUGGCCUACCUGGGUGUGCUGCUGCUGGACGUCCUCAUCUGCCUGCUGGUGCUGGUGGGCCUCAUCCGCAGCUCCAAGGGCAUCCUGGUGGGGGUGUGCCUGCUGGGGGUGCUGGCCCUGAUCGUCAGCUGGGGUGCACUGGGCUUGGAGCUGGCCGUGUCGGUGGGCUCCAGCGACUUCUGCGUGGACCCUGACAGCUACGUGAGCAAGAUGGUGGAGGAGUACUCGGUGCUCAGCGCGGACGUCCUGCAGUACUAUCUGGCCUGCACGCCCCACACUGCCAACCCCUUCCAGCAGAAGCUGUCGUGCAGCCACAAGGCGCUGGUGGAGGUGCAGGACGUGGUGGCCGAGCUCCUGCAGGCCGCCCCGCGCGAGUACCCUGCUGCCAAGGACCACCUGCUCCGCGUCCAGGAGGUGCUGAACGGCACGGAGGUGAACCUGCAGCAGCUCACGGCCCUGGUGGACUGCCGCAGCCUGCACCUGGACUAUGUGCAGGCCCUGACCGGCUUCUGCUACGACGGCGUCGAGGGCCUCAUCUACCUGGUUCUCUUCUCCUUCGCCACCGCGCUCAUGUUCAGCUCCCUCGUCUGCAGCAUCCCGCACACCUGGCAGCAGAAGAGAGGCGCCGAUGAGGACGGCGAGGACGAGGCGGCCCCCGGGCCCCGGCAGGCCCACGACAGCCUGUACCGCGUCCACAUGCCCAGCCUGUACAGCUGUGGCAGCAGCUACGGCAGCGAGACGAGCGUCCCGGCCGCAGCACACACCGUCAGCAACGCCCCGGUCACCGAGUACAUGAGCCAGAGCGCAAAUUUCCAGAACCCUCGCUGUGAGAACACCCCCCUCAUCGGGCGUGAGUCCCCGCCGCCUUCACGCUACCUGGCGGCCCUGGACCCUGGCAGCCACAUGGGCUGGCAGCUUAGGCCCCCGGACGGCGCCCGAACGCUGCGGUGGCCGUGCCCCGAGCGACAGUACACCUCCAGCAUGAGAGCCAAAUACCUCGCCACCAGCCAGCCUCGCCCCGACUCCAGUGGCAGCGGGCACUAGAUGCCAUGCCAUGUGCCAAUCGCUCCCUCUCCCGGUGCCAACGCCGCCUGCGCCCCCAC
Choloepus didactylus (southern two-toed sloth) is the source of this 1938-nucleotide messenger RNA. RefSeq names its product tweety family member 3 (gene TTYH3). The transcript is spliced from 15 exons. Bases 209 to 1879 code for a protein of 556 amino acids. NCBI's taxonomy places the organism in Eukaryota, Metazoa, Chordata, Mammalia, Pilosa, Megalonychidae. Gene Ontology annotation, cellular component: plasma membrane. Gene Ontology annotation, molecular function: volume-sensitive chloride channel activity; intracellularly calcium-gated chloride channel activity. The record is from RefSeq and is a predicted model, not a curated record.